Messenger RNA from Hydatigera taeniaeformis, 249 nucleotides. Lineage: Eukaryota; Metazoa; Platyhelminthes; Cestoda; Cyclophyllidea; Taeniidae. The record is from the annotation of a GenBank genome assembly.
AUGAUGACAAAAUGUGAAAAGCUGACAAGCGUAAAGUGCACUCCGUCACUGUCUCGCGCUGUGGCAUCACUGACGUCUGCAUUUCCCUUUCCCCUUUCCUGUCCCCUCCAGUCCCCAUUGGAAGGCACCUCUGCUGUCUCAUCAUCUUUCAGUGCGAAGAAAUCUGACGACACCUACACGAUUCUCUACGCACCAGGCAUUCACGUUGCCAACUUAAAGCCGCUUGUCCAAAGUCCCGGUGUAACCUGA